Molecule: messenger RNA, 402 nt
Organism: Ilex paraguariensis (yerba mate)
Lineage: Eukaryota; Viridiplantae; Streptophyta; Magnoliopsida; Aquifoliales; Aquifoliaceae
Source: the annotation of a GenBank genome assembly
AUGUUUCCUGUAGAUGCUGAGGAGUUUAGAGUUGUUGAGGAGAGAUUUCAACAUUCUAGAGAAACGGUGCACAGACACUUGAAACUGGGGGUGCAACUCGGACAGGCGCAGUCCAAUGAUUUGACAGUCAAUCGCAUAAUUGGCUACACAAGUGAUGUAUCCGUAGCCAAGUUCAUUAACAAGAUACCUGAGGUGCCUGAUGUGUUUGUUGGUGAUCCAUUGUACUUAUUCAGACCGAGGAUCAUCCUAAUCGCGAGUGGCAUGACUAGUUCGAGAAUGAAUCCAUACAGUGCAGGAUCUAGCAACGGUGUAAAUCAAGAUUUUGCGAGGGACAGAGCAACCAAUAAUGUCCUAGUGGGGGUAUGUCAAUGCGAGGAGGCGAAAGGCAAGGAGAAUGGUUGA